Messenger RNA from Anopheles coustani, 2121 nucleotides. RefSeq names its product actin-related protein 2 (gene Arp2). The coding region runs from base 141 to 1331 and encodes 396 amino acids. The transcript has 5 exons. Gene Ontology annotation, molecular function: actin filament binding. NCBI's taxonomy places the organism in Eukaryota, Metazoa, Arthropoda, Insecta, Diptera, Culicidae. Gene Ontology annotation, cellular component: actin cortical patch; Arp2/3 protein complex. Gene Ontology annotation, biological process: Arp2/3 complex-mediated actin nucleation. The record is from RefSeq and is a predicted model, not a curated record.
UGUACUCUGUAAACUAGAAGCAAAAAGUGUUUGCACAGAGGCAUUACCGCGACUGCAUUUGAAACCAAAACUAGUUUAUACGCCAUGGACAGCAAGGGUCGACAUGUAAUCGUUUGCGACAAUGGCACCGGGUUCGUCAAAUGCGGUUAUGCCGGCAGCAACUUUCCUGCACACAUUUUCCCGUCGAUGGUCGGCCGGCCCAUCAUCCGUGCCGUGAACAAAAUCGGAGACAUCGAAGUGAAGUGAUCGAAUGCUACGCGAAUGCUUAUGCUGAUGGGUGUUUUGUAUGUUGUAUCUCGCAGGAUCUGAUGGUUGGCGAUGAAGCGUCGCAGUUGCGUUCGCUGCUGGAGGUGUCGUACCCGAUGGAGAACGGUGUGGUGCGCAACUGGGAAGACAUGUGCCACGUGUGGGACUACACGUUUGGGCCGAAGAAGAUGAACAUCGAGCCGACCAACACCAAGAUCCUGCUCACGGAGCCGCCGAUGAACCCGACAAAGAACCGGGAGAAGAUGAUCGAGGUGAUGUUCGAGAAGUACGGCUUCGACUCGGCGUACAUUGCCAUCCAAGCGGUGCUGACGCUGUACGCGCAGGGCCUGAUUAGUGGCGUCGUCAUCGACUCCGGUGACGGUGUGACGCACAUCUGCCCGGUGUAUGAGGAGUUCGCGCUACCGCAUCUAACCCGGCGGCUCGAUAUUGCCGGGCGGGAUAUCACGCGCUACCUGAUCAAGCUGCUGCUGCUGCGUGGCUACGCGUUCAACCACUCGGCUGACUUCGAGACGGUGCGCAUGAUGAAGGAGAAGCUGUGCUACAUUGGCUACGACAUAGAGAUGGAGCAGCGGCUCGCGCUCGAGACCACGGUGCUGGUAGAAUCGUACACGCUGCCGGACGGGCGCAUGAUAAAGGUCGGCGGCGAGCGCUUCGAAGCACCGGAGGCUCUCUUCCAGCCGCACCUGAUCAAUGUGGAAGGCCAGGGCAUCGCGGAGCUGGUCUUCUCGACGAUCCAGGCUGCCGACAUCGACAUGCGGUCGGAGCUGUACAAGCACAUCGUACUGUCGGGCGGGUCCACCAUGUACCCCGGCCUACCGAGCCGUCUCGAGCGCGAAAUCAAGCAGCUCUACCUCGAGCGGGUGCUCAAGAACGACAUCGACAAGCUGUCCAAGUUCAAGAUCCGCAUCGAGGAUCCACCCCGGAGAAAAGAUAUGGUUUUCAUCGGAGGCGCCGUCCUAGCUGAGGUGACCAAGGAUCGCGAUGCGUUCUGGAUGUCCAAGGCCGAGUACCAGGAGCAGGGCCUGAACGUGCUGAAAAAGCUGAGCACACGCACUAGCAACUAAACGUGCGCAUAAAAUUCAUCGAAUGCGCAAUGGGACAAUAUUCUUGCUGCAUUUAUUUUGUAUCGCAUUUUAGUGUUAAAGAAGUGAGCAGCACUACGCAUAACGACGGUGUUCGGUGCGAAAAAAUGGCCUACCCAUUUCUCACUGAGAGUGUGCGAGGUUCGAUUAAGUUCCAUUAGGUUAACAUAUUCGUGUACAUGUUCUAACUUUCGUGUAAUUGCCGAUUUAAUAGUGAGGUUAAAAGUUAUAUUGUAAAAAUGAACCAUUUAGCACCUGCAUAAUUCCGGCACACUGGAAACUUCUACGUGCGCUAAUGUUGCUUGAUUUUUUUUUUGUUUCUUUCCAACCCGUAUUGUACACAAGCCAAACACAUUACCCACGCGGCAUGUUAAAUGUGUUGUUUUAUUCAAAGUAUUCGUUGAUAAUAUGAGAUAUGUGUUUCGCAUACUUUUUUUGUGUUUGCAAGUAAUUUUUUUAAUUAAUCCCAUUCGUUCGUCUUCCUGCUCAUCGUUCGCAUUUGGAAAGAAAGGAAGAGUAUGUUAUUUCUGUAAGAUGUGUAGCACCUGAGUGCGCGAGACUGGAGUAGGCGAGUAGUGGAACUGAUGCAAAGGUUCCCGGGGGGUUUUUUUUUGCUGGAAGCAAAACCUACGGCAACAGUAGUAUAAUUUCUCUAUAUAUGUCCAAGUAAACAACCAAUAAAGCUUUCGGGGACAGGAGACGAGCGAGAGAACGAGGUUGAGAGUGCGCGCAGUGUUAUCCAAAGUGUUUACAUUCGAUUCGAAAGAGGUGG